Messenger RNA from Oreochromis aureus, 2654 nucleotides. RefSeq lists its product as uncharacterized. Gene Ontology annotation, molecular function: keratan sulfotransferase activity; N-acetylglucosamine 6-O-sulfotransferase activity. The record is from RefSeq and is a predicted model, not a curated record. The transcript is spliced from 4 exons. Bases 606 to 1916 code for a protein of 436 amino acids. Lineage: Eukaryota; Metazoa; Chordata; Actinopteri; Cichliformes; Cichlidae. Gene Ontology annotation, biological process: keratan sulfate proteoglycan metabolic process; N-acetylglucosamine metabolic process.
UACCUCCAACAAGUUAAAUUACAGAUGGAAGGUGGAGUUUUAGUUAGAGUGCAUCUCAUAUUCAGAUUAGGCUACUCCCUCUUAAAAUCAUAUAUAUUUCCAAGACGUAAUGAAACGUGCCCUACGGCUCCAAAGCGUAAUGCACGGUAAGGCAAUCGUGCAUCCAAUCUAGAGACUCGGUUCCAGUACUCUGUGUGGUCUCUUGAGGGGUGAGAAAUACUCGCUCAGCUACUCGCCGCUCUCCAUCCAUAGCGCAUCUCCAGCUCUGAAGCCACUUUGGAUGUGGACACCAGCGGCAGCGCUCGAUCCCUCCGCUUCACACACUCACACAAACACACUUUUAGCGAUGCAGCGUAGCAAACAGGACCGGCCGGAGAAUUCCUAUCUGAUCAGGCGUAUUGAUGGAAUCACGUAGGACAAGCUUCAUCUUCUCUCCCCCAUCACAGGAGCCCCUCUGUAGCCCGGGGUCAGGUGUAUCUCCUUUGAGCGCUGCAGUGUUCUGCUCUGCUCUCCUGCCGUUCUCACUCCCGAGGCGUAACAUCCCGACGUUUUGUCACGUCCCGCGGCGUUCCUGAGGAACCCGAAAGGUGACCUUCCACGUUGUUAUGCAUUGUCAGUGGGAACGAUGUAGAGUCAGAGGUGGAGGCAGGAUGGAGUGCUCCUGGAAGACGGUGCUGCUUCUUGUAUGUGCGUCUCUGGGGGUCCAGUACACAGCCAUCCGGACCCUGAGGGACUCGCUGUCAGGACCUUGUCAGGGAGCUUACCGCUGCCAGAGCAGACAUCUCAGAGACUCCCGGUGGAGAACCUCCUGCGAUGACAGCUGGCUGCCCAUGGAUUCACCUCGGAAGCACAUCCUGCUGUUUGCCACUACACGCAGUGGUUCCUCAUUUACCGGACAGCUCCUCAACCAGCAUCCUGGGGUCUUCUAUGUGUUUGAACCUUUGUACCACGUCCAGCAAGCCUUCACCAACUCCAGCAGCAGGUUGCGUCGCACCUUGGAUCGCCGUGCCUUGCUGGGAGCUUACAGGGACCUUCUCCUCAAUCUGUACACUUGUGAGCUUCACUUCAUGGAGAAUUACAUCCGUCCCGAGCCUCAAGAGCACAUCACAAGCUCUUUUUUCCGUAGGAGCUCCAGCCAUGCCCUCUGUUCCCCUCCGGUGUGCUCUGAUGGAGUAGUUGCAGCGGCCUCAGAUCCACCCGACGAAACCUGGUGCCCUAAGAAGUGCGGGGCCCUGAACCUCACUUUAGCCUCUAUGUCAUGUCUGUCGAGAGGGCAUGUAGCUGUAAAGACCGUGCGGGUCCCUGAGGUAGGGGAUCUGCGCACUCUGACUGAAGAUCCACGUCUGGACCUUAAGAUCGUACACCUGGUGCGAGACCCCAGAGCCAUUCUUGCUUCACGCAUGAUGGCGUUUUCUGAUCAGUUUCGCGCUUGGAAAAUAUGGAAUGCAACGGGGCGGCAGCCUCGUUACGUGGACCUUUCGCAGAUCACCAGCACCUGUAAGGACAUGGUGGCCUCUGUGGAAACAGGCCUGCAGAGACCUGCAUGGCUGCGUGGACGCUACCUGCUGGUACGGUAUGAGGACUUAGCAUUCAACCCAAAGGACAAGGCCAGUGAAAUCUACAAGUUUGCAGGGCUGGAGAUGGAGGACAGGGUGAGGACGUGGAUUGCAAAGAACACCAACAGUAACGCGUCGUCUCCAUCUGAGUGGAACUACAGAUACUCCACCACCAGAGACUCCAGAGUGACAGCUGAGAGCUGGAGGCUUCGACUCGGCUUUGACAUUGUGAGAACGGUUCAGAAUCUGUGUAAUGACACUCUGGCUCUGCUGGGAUACAAGCAGGUUCGCUCUGUGGCUGAACUCAGAAACUUGUCACAGAGUUUAGUGGAACACAGGACAUUUCAACCAGUCACAUAACAGAUUCUGCUGCGGGUUUAAAGUUAAAUCUUUAUGUUCUUUAUUUCUGCUCAGUUUAAACGAAUGUAAUUUAUCUUAAUUUUGAACAAUGCCUAAAACAAAUCAUAUUUAUUGUAGUUUCAACUUUUGUUAAAGAUAUUAAAAGUGCCAAAUCGCAAGUGUGUGUUGCUGAAAAAUGUUAAUUACCCAAAACAAAGUCCGUACUGCUGUAUGUGUUGAAUGCUUUUCUUAACUGUAUAGCAAAGCUUUGAGGUCUAAUGCGAUAAAGUUUAUGCCUGACUGGGGGGAGGGGUUAAUGUUUUUGUAAUUUUAAUAGUUAUAGUGGAAGUGUCAAAAAGACAUGCCAGAGUCCAGGUGCCAUUUCACAGUAAGUCACUCAAAACAUGGCCCUGAAUGAAAGACAAAAAUAAAAGGAAAGAAAUUACAGGGCUUAGCUUCCAAGUGUCUCUAAUGCAUUUUGGAAAAGGAUUAAAAUGUCACAUAUUGCAGGUAGAAAAUCUUUUCUGGUGCAAUCUCCUGCAGUGCACAGCAGCUCUGUUUUCACUAUGUCAACAAUAGGAGAUUAUUUCUUGUUUUUUCACUGUAAAUACUUAAAUACUGUAAUAGCUGAUUAAGUGGUGCAAUGCAAGUAUGAAAAUAUAAUGUACUGGAUGUGUUGAGACAUUUUUGUCAGUGUUGCUUUACUGUUUGUAUUUUUUAGACUUUUUCUAAUAAAUUAUUCAUAUCAUGAGUAAUACA